Phytophthora sojae is the source of this 561-nucleotide messenger RNA. RefSeq lists its product as hypothetical. The record is from RefSeq and is a predicted model, not a curated record. The coding region runs from base 1 to 561 and encodes 186 amino acids. NCBI's taxonomy places the organism in Eukaryota, Oomycota, Peronosporomycetes, Peronosporales, Peronosporaceae. The transcript is spliced from 2 exons.
AUGAUUCAGCGAUGUACAGGCUCGUCGGGCUACUCCCGACACGCUCGGGCGACAGAAGAGGCGUGGCGCUCCACACAGAAGCUUGGCAGUCUACUCGGCGACUCAGAAGAUCUGACACGACACAAAAUACUCGCAGCAGGCGCGCUACGUCGGCUCUGGACAAUAUGGAUCCGGCCCCAGUACGUCAGUGACGCCACCAGAGUCCGGCUGUAUAACUGCUAUGUGCUUCCUGUUCUGCUGUACAACAGCGGAACGUGGGCACUGACGCCGUCCGAGCUGAGCGGACUCGAAAGCUUCCACCGCCGACAACUACGUAGCGAACGCCCGCUCCACCACAGAAUUACAGCAGCACGAUGGCGUCUGUUCGGCCACAUCCUGCGCCGGCCCGAGAUCCCAGCGUACACCCAGAUGGCCGCCUACUUCGACUCGUCGUCCAAGGGAACCUGGCGUGGAGCAAAGCUAGACAAGUGCGGGAAUCGAAAUCCCCGCACAGUGCUCCGACGUUCUGUGUCAAGAAGCCACAGGGCGGCUGGCGCAUCGUUCAUGCGUAUAACAAGCUGA